Salvelinus sp. IW2-2015 is the source of this 482-nucleotide messenger RNA. Lineage: Eukaryota; Metazoa; Chordata; Actinopteri; Salmoniformes; Salmonidae. The record is from RefSeq and is a predicted model, not a curated record.
UGAAGUUUUCUGUGACUGCCAGAAAAACAUCCUGAAGGAAAAUGAUUGGAUUACAUUUCCCAAACUAUCAGACACUUACAAGAGGAUAGCGGAGGAAGGACCUGAUGUGUUUUACAAUGGGACAAUGGCACAGACAAUUGUUGAUGACAUCCAGGCAGCAGGUGGGAUUAUCACCCUGGAGGACAUGUUGGACUACAGGCCUGUGUUGAAUGAGAACCCACUGAAGCUGACCGUGGGCGAGUACACCAUGCACGUCCCAGACGCCCCCUCCAGCGGCCCAGUCCUGGCACUCAUACUCAACAUAGUGGACGGGUAUAACUUCACUGGCACAAGUGUUUCAACGGCCGAGAAAAAGACUCUGACGUAUCACCGCAUCGUGGAGGCUUUCCGGUUUGCUUAUGCCAAGAGGAGCAAACUAGGGGAUCCACGUUAUCUCAAUAUCACUGAUGUGAGAACCCUGAUACACAGCUUUCAAAUAAAAA